Molecule: messenger RNA, 1369 nt
Organism: Brachypodium distachyon (stiff brome)
Lineage: Eukaryota; Viridiplantae; Streptophyta; Magnoliopsida; Poales; Poaceae
Exons: 7
Coding region: 258-1187 (309 amino acids)
Molecular function (GO): 3'-5'-RNA exonuclease activity
Source: RefSeq, a predicted model, not a curated record
GAGUCCUGACCUACCAAACCCGACCAAACGCGGAUCCAAGUCUCUCCUUGUCUCGUCCAGUACAAGGAACACUCAGACGAAAGGUCGCACGCACUUCCCCUGAUCUUCACCCCCUUUCUUCCAAAUCUGCAGCCACUAAGCCAAAUCGCCGCCGAUUUCGUCGGCAGCAGCAUACGACUAGAGCGGGCGCCAGCUCCCCAUUUCUCCCAAAUCUGCAGCCACUACGCCCAAUCACCGGUAGCUUACGACUAGAGCUUAUGACUAGCCCGUCCAUCACGGUGAUGACACUCAAUCUGCAAGAGGGGGAUCAGCCGAGCGGGAGCCCAAACUGCUGGGAGAAUCGCCGCGACAUCUGUGUCAGCGUCAUCACCAGCUACUGCCCUGCUAUCCUCUGCACCCAACAAGGUUUCAGGUGUCAGCUAGAUUACCUACAGCAGUGCCUGCCUGGUUAUGAGCAAUUUGGCAUUUCAAGAAAAGGCUCAGAAGACACCAGUGAUGAAUACUGCACAAUAUUAUAUGAAAAAGAGAAGGUGGAGCUUACGGAAGGUGGUACCUUUUGGUUAUCAGAAUCUCCUUCAGUGCCUGGAAGCAUAUCAUGGGGAGCAACUGCACCCUGCAUUGCUACAUGGGCAACAUUUCGACUGAAAAGAGUCGAACCACCUGGGUUCAGUUUCCAGAUUGUAAAUACAAAUCUUGAUGUAGAUAGCCCUCGUGCUCGUAGAAGAAGUGCUUUGCUUACGUGGCAACAUAUAGCAUCUUUGCCACCCAACCUGCCUGUGAUCUACUGUGGAGGCUUCAACACACAAAAGGAAUCUAUGACCGGCCGCUUUUUGCUUGGCAGAUCCAGAGAACAUGGUGUUGUGGGUGAUAUGAGAGAUGCUUGGCCAAAUGCUCGUGUGCGCAAAAAUGUCUCACUUAUACACACAUAUCAUGGAUAUAAAGGGGAGAAACAAGGUGCUCUAGAAUUUCUAAAACUAGUGUUUAGAGCUCUUUGCCUCUGCUGGGAUAGACAAACUCAGGACUUGCAUAUUGACUGGAUACUGUUUAGGGGACGUCCACUGGUUCCUGCACUAUGUGAAGUCAUAAAUGACAACAUAGACGGUGUUUAUCCAUCGUCCCAUUUCCCCAUCUUUGCCGAGUUUUUGCUUCCGCGUUCAGUCCGCUUAGUCGAGACGACACCUUCAUAGUGUAUUCUUCUUACCAAUUUUUUUUUCUUGCUACGUUUUACAGCUUUAUUUUGUUUUUGACCAACUUGUUUACUUCUAUAUAACCAGCUUGUUGGUCUGGAAAGAAUCCUCUUGUCCAUGGCAACAACUGCCUUUGCAGUCUAUCAUAAUUCUGUUUAUUGAGGUUAUGAUUUUAUUUCGCA